ACCAAAACAGAAAAUGGCGUCAGCUGAGCCCCAGCCGCGGUUCGGCCAGUCUGUCAAAGGUUUAUUAUCCGACAAGGUGGGCUCCUGUAGCGGGGAUGUGAUCGCACUGACCCGCCAGGUUCUGAAAGGAUCCCGCAGUCAGGAGCUUCUUGGUCAAGCAGCAAGAAACAUGGUCAUCCAGGAGGACGCCAUCCUGCACUCUGAGGAUAGUCUGAGAAAAAUGUCCAUAAUCACCACGCAUUUACAGUACCAGCAGGAGGCCAUUCAGAAGAAUGUGGAGCAUUCUAAAAACCUGCAGGACCAGCUGAGGCACCUGCUGAAGUGAUGGUGACCCGCCGCCAAACCUCCGGAGGAUCCUGUGUUGAGCAACGCUGCCUGAGCAGCACUGAAGCUUCCAGAGGCUUUAAUACCAUAUUUCUGCUUUAUAACACGUGGCUGGCUGGUACAGCUGGGACUGGACAAACACAGAGCCUGUGUGCCUGGAUUGCUCUGCAAAGCAGCAGCCAUGGAGCAUUUGUUCUUUAUGUUAUGUAAAAUGUUUUGAUCAGUUGUAUUAAAU
Molecule: messenger RNA, 559 nt
Organism: Seriola dumerili (greater amberjack)
Lineage: Eukaryota; Metazoa; Chordata; Actinopteri; Carangiformes; Carangidae
Gene: borcs7
Product: BLOC-1-related complex subunit 7
Exons: 5
Coding region: 14-325 (103 amino acids)
Cellular component (GO): BORC complex
Source: RefSeq, a predicted model, not a curated record